This is a messenger RNA of Lentinula edodes (shiitake mushroom), 2915 nucleotides long. RefSeq lists its product as uncharacterized. Gene Ontology annotation, biological process: regulation of transcription by RNA polymerase II. The transcript is spliced from 2 exons. Bases 240 to 2627 code for a protein of 795 amino acids. Gene Ontology annotation, molecular function: DNA-binding transcription factor activity, RNA polymerase II-specific; RNA polymerase II cis-regulatory region sequence-specific DNA binding. Lineage: Eukaryota; Fungi; Basidiomycota; Agaricomycetes; Agaricales; Omphalotaceae. The record is from RefSeq and is a predicted model, not a curated record. Gene Ontology annotation, cellular component: nucleus.
GAGAAUAGAAAAAAUGAUUUGAUUCCGAGGUUGAACGGUUGACGAUAAUGAAUAACCCCUAUAGGGCGUUCUCUGUCCCUCUUGCCACCAUCCAUCCAGUCUUUUACUCGGGCAUCCUUCCGAUAACAGUCCUCUUAAGGUUAUUAAUAAACACCACAAGUGUCUAGAAGAAAAGAGACAGCCGACGAAUCUUUUUCGCCACUUGAAAGCUGUUGUGUCAGCUUCACCCCUGUCGUCGAAUGUAUCACGGAGACCCACAACGCAAAGUUGUCGACCAGAACUUCAAUACUCGAUCGAAGGACAAUUUUUCAGAGAGUGCUAAUACGAUGCCACCAACAGAGACAGAGGAAAGCCGCGUGGACAGAAAUAAUGAACUAACCAGCAACUCUUCGCCACGAAGGACCAAGAAAUCUGUAGAAAAAUCCGCGUACUCAGACGAAGCUGGACCUGCUUCCGAAAAGAUAGCACCAAUAUCAUCGGGCACAAGAAGACCCGUUACUCGUUCUUUAUCAGGCCGACCCAUAAAACGCCGCAUUCGAGAAGACAACGCACUUGAUCUUGCCAGUUAUUCUGGUGAUGACUACUCACAUCCAAAUGAACAUCCGUCAGCCACGAAAAAACAGAAACUUGCGGCUUCUUCGAAAAGGACUACACGGAAAUUUGCAGCCGUUGCGAGUAAAGAUCCUCCAUCAGAAAAAUCUUCACAGGCGCAUGAACUUUCUACUGAGAACCCCGCUCACGCUCCGUUGGUAGGCCUUCAGGAUGGUGAAAAUGAGGGAGCAGCUGUGCCAUCUACAACCACUUCCUCUACAGCCGCAUCUACACCACAGCCCAUGCCUCUACCAUCUUCAUCGGGUAGUACUUCUCCGCUUGUCGCUACCCGCAUCGGUACCACACGCGCCAUGCGUGCCACGCUUCCUACUCCUGUCCCUAAUCUGACCAAGAAAAGCCGAGGACGAAGGGUUCCCGUACGCGUGGUAACGACGAAUGGGGUGGAAGUUAUUCAAGAUCCGCCUCCUGUUUCCUCUACGUCCAGCACAACGACCACAGGAACGGGUAAUGGAAACGCAGAUUCUGCCAACCCCAAGGGUAAGCGGUCUUACGUCUGCUCCGUCGAAGGAUGUGGAAAGUGUUUUCAUCGUGGAGAGCACCUAAAAAGGCAUAUCAGGAGUAUACAUACGCACGAUAAACGUAAGCUUUAUUCUUAUCCUAUCAUUACUCGGGGCCCUUGCUCAAACUGUCUUCCAGCAUUCAAAUGUACAUACCCCGAAUGUGACAAAAACUUCAAUCGACACGAUAACCUCCUACAACAUCUCAAAGUUCACAAACAAGCACAAGCCACUGCCGCGAUGACUGCAUCCGGUGGGCCUGUCACUUUUAUAUCAGACGGGAAGGGCAAGGCCAAACUGAAGUCCAAAGGAAGUGCAGAAUUUGCUGGCGUUGGAUCAAAGUCGCGCUCCAACAAGAACAGCAAAGGAAAGAGGAAGAAGAGACGCAAAUCUUCUUCUUCUCCAGAUGAAGAGGACGAAGAGAGGAAAAGCGAAACCGAGAGUGCUGAAACUGUAUCUUCAGAUGACGAAGAUGAAGUGGACGAAGCGUCUGCGGUAUCGAACCUUCUUUCGUUACGUGCCCAUUCGGGGCUGAAAGGCGCAUCAACUCUCCAAGUCGUUGCUCCUCUCCACCACACCCUCACUUCGUAUACACACACAUUGACGUCCUUAGGCUCGAUGUCAUCUACAGCAACCCUCGUCGGAUCCGUAUCAGGGUGGGGAUAUCCCUUGUCCUCGUCGGCAUCAUCGUAUACUACUACGAAUGGCAACUCCAUCACAGGUUCAAAACCGUAUUUCUCGCCUUUUCACACAUCGUUCUUGGACGCUACAUCCAAUAAGACCUACUCUUCAAUGCUUCCCAACAACGGACUGGCUAAUGCGAUGCCACAAUUUUCUCUGUCGAAAGCCUACUCAUCUGGUGCCACACCGUACGAAUCUUCUGCGGUCGCUACUGCUAACGGCCCCGAUGCAGACCGCAUACACGAUAUGCAUAACGGUUAUCAUCGUCAUCAUAAUGGGCUUGGGCAUGUACAGAACAUGGUGAGCGACGUGCGGAGCGCUAAUGGAAUGAACGACUCGGAGCUGCUUGGGAAGUUCCAAUCGAACAUGGCCACGUCGAGCUUAAGGAGCACGAGCACGAGUUCUGCCUUGAGAAGCACGGAUGGCUUGGAGGAAACGAAUGGAUCCAAUGGGGGCAAUGCCACUGUGAGUUCUAUGGGUCGGUCGAGCCCGACGACGCCUCUAAGCCGCCUCGGUAGUGAGGGUCAUGAUGACGUGGAUGUUACUGUCAGAAACUUGGAUCCGACGUUGCACGCCCUUCCGACUAUUCCUAGCGUCCCUGCCAAUAGCGUCAGCAAAACUUCCACGACUGUCAUUUCCGCCGACGCCGUUCAUUCGAGUUCAAACUCGCGUUCUACACCCGCUAAUCACUCUACUACUGCGCCUGCUUCGCUUCCAGACUCCAAGCCCAUUCCAGAUUUUCAAAGUAACCAGUCGAUGUCAAUGGGGUCCGUGGAGCUUAAUGAACCUAAGAUGAUGUUGCGUCCAGUUGAAAGCGAAAAGGAUUGGCGGAUGUGAUCUGUGUCAUCGAAACGAGUGGACGUCGAUGCAGUUAGUUAAGACUUGCCUUCCAACCGUUUACCCGGGCGUCCAUACUUCCUUCGUUGUCUCUCUUCAAUAUUCAUUGACCAUUACUAUAUAUCUGUUUCUGCCAUGGCCCUGUACCUAAAAUUCUUUGUGAACAAUGUUUACUUACCCGGAGUUUCUCUUCAAGCUUCAGAAUAAAGUGUUGUGGAUCCUAAUUUCCUGUAGGUAUAAUACUCAUGAUUUGCUUCGAUUCCAGUUUAUCUCAAUGUACAUAUCCUU